This is a messenger RNA of Symbiodinium pilosum, 1164 nucleotides long. NCBI's taxonomy places the organism in Eukaryota, Dinophyceae, Suessiales, Symbiodiniaceae. The record is from the annotation of a GenBank genome assembly.
AUGCCCAUAUAUGCUCCGGCGCCACCCCUGGAUGGGACUCAUGCAGCCAAUGCAUACGCGCUGAUCAAUGGCGAAACUCCCUGGAGCGCUGUCGCUGUGUGUCGGCAGCAAGCAGAGAGGCUGGCAAAGCUGGAAGCCGAAAUUCUGGAGGAGUGCCGACAGAAGCAGGAACGCCUGUGGCACGGCGAGCUUGAGGAGGUGUUGGACCAAAAGGCCCAAGAAUGGAGGCAACGACACGCAGAGCUCGAGUCCCAGAUCUUUUACCAGGAGCAGCGCUAUGCAAGCGCGCAAGUUUCAUGGAGACAGUCAGAAGUUGCUUGCCAGCGGGAUGCCCAGAUGCGGUGCGCCAGCGCGCAAGAUCGCUGCCUGGCAGUCUCAGAGGAACUAGCAGAGCUUCGCUCGUCCGCCGCCACGGAGCGCUUUGAAUUCCAGCAGGAUGUGGGACAGCUUCACACAGAGGUUUUGACUGCAGCCAAAGAGGCUGAUACCAUGAAGUUGGAGGAGAGGACCAUUAUCACUUGCAUGCAACAAGAGCUAUCUGCCGAAGCAGCAAGUGCAGCACACCUCGCACAACAGGCAGCCAGCCAAAGGGAUGUCGCAAUCUCUGAGUGCGAAGCAGUGGAGGUGACGCUAAGAAACCAGCGGUUUAAGCAUCGAAGUGACCUGGAUGAACUUCUGCUUCAACGCACAAGCUUGGAAGAGCGCUGCCAACAUGCAGAGCAUUUGCAGCGCUUGGCCGUUCAGAGAGCUAGUCAGGAAGAGGAGCUCGCAGCAAAUGCGAGCGAACAGCGAGAGGUAGCCCAAGUGGAACUUGCCGCAGAGUCUGAAGGUAGGGACGAGCUUUCAGCCUUGGUCAUCGGGCUCAAGUCAGAGUUUGAAGCCGCUGUGAAGGAGAUGGAAGUCGAGCGGGAGACGCGCAGGGAAUUUCAACGAGCCAGCCAGGAAGCACAGAAGCUACAGUCGACCUUCUUGGCCGAGGCCCUGGCAGCAAGGGAGGUUGCCGAAGCCGCUGCAGUUGAGAUUGCUGAGGAGAGACGCGAACGAGCCCGCGACCUCCACGAGUUUCGGCAGGUCUUGCAGCGCCACCAGGAGCAGUUGAGUGCCGAGCGACAGCGCCAGAUCUUCUCAGAGCUGUCUGGGAUCAUUGGUGCCAGUGCUGACUGA